UUUUCUGUGUGACGAUAAAAAUUAUUUUCCUAUUAUAAGUGACGAAGCCAGUGGUCAUGGCGGAUACACUAGAUCCACUAUCUCCGAGCAUCAACAGUCCUCGAGUGCCAGGUCUCAUGCAUAAACUCAGGAUGAGGUUUGGCAGAUCACCUCCUCCAAGACCACCAGGAGAAGGAUAUGUGGAAUUUGGUGAGUUCAGGACGGAGGCACCAGGAGUCAAGAAAGUUGGGACAUUUGCAGGUGUCUUCUGUCCUGUCGUACUGUCCAUGUUCAGUGCUCUUGUCUUCAUACGGAUGGGUUACCUGGUGGGCAAUGCAGGUCUGUUGGUGACAUUAGGUCAGUUUGCACUAGCUUAUCUGAUAGUCAUCUUCACGGUGACAUCUAUAUGUGCGAUAUCAACCAAUGGAGCGGUUGAAGGAGGAGGUGUCUAUUUUAUGAUAAGUAGAACAUUAGGUCCAGAAUUCGGUGGCGCGAUCGGGACACUAUUCUUCUUCGCUAACGUGGUGUCCAGUGCGCUUUGCAUAUCUGCCUGCACUGAAGCAUUGGUAGAGAACUUUGGAGCUAAUGGCUACCUGAUCGGGUCGAGCGGUGGCCUGCCAACAAGCUGGUGGUUCAGCUUCCUAUACCGGUCGGUGCUGAACGCGCUCGGGCUGGCAGUAUCGCUUGCGGGCGCGUCACUCUUCGCCCGCACCAGCCUCGCUAUCUGGUUCACUGUGCUUGUCUGUCUCGCCAGCGCCUUCAUCAGCUUCUUUGUCACCAGUCCCGGAAUGAUAGAAAAACCGGAUACGAACGAGCUGGUGAACACAACAUCGUUUCAAUACACCGGCCUGUCUAAAGAGACGCUGUACAGCAAUAUAUAUCCAUCCUACGGCCGUGACUACAGCACCACUGCUGGUGAUAGAGUUGACUUCGCCUCUGUCUUCGGUGUGCUGUUUACUGGUGUUACUGGUGUCAUGGCGGGAGCUAAUAUGAGUGGUGAGCUGAAGCAGCCUUCCCGCAGCAUCCCAGCAGGCACGCUAUGGGCGCUGCUGUUCACAGCACUCUGCUACACCGCACUGACGCUGCUGUCUGCUGCCACCUGCUCCAGAGAAUUGUUGCAGAAUAAUUACGUUUAUUUACUGCCUAUUAAUGUGUGGCCGCCGUUUAUUGCUGUUGGUAUGUUGCUGGCAACAUUCUCCGCUGGUCUGUCAAACUUGAUCGGAGCAUCAAGAGUUUUAGAAGCUUUAGCCAAAGAUGAUAUUUAUGGUUUUCUCCUCCGACCAAUGGUGUCACGUAGUGGCAACCCCGUGGUGGCAGUGCUGACGUCAUGGCUCCUAGUGCAGAUUGGCAUCAUGGCGGGAUCAUUGAAUGCCAUCGCUCAAGUGAACUCUGUACUGUUCAUAACGAGUUACUUCGCCAUUAACUUGGCCUGUCUCGGUCUGGAUCUAGCUUCCGCUCCUAAUUUUAGGCCAUCAUUCAAGUACUUCUCGUGGGUGUCAGCACUGCUGGGCAUGGCGGGCAGUGCUGGCCUGGUGUUCGGUCUGCGGCCCACGUACGCGGCGGGGGCGGCGCUCGCCUGCACCGCGCUGGUGCUGGCUCUGCAUCUGCUCUCGCCUGCAGCAGCUGACCCCAAGUGGGGCAGCCUCAGUCAGGCGCUCAUAUUCCAUCAGGUGCGCAAGUACCUGCUGCUGCUGGACCCUCGGAGAGAACACGUCAAGUUCUGGAGGCCGCAGAUGUUGCUGCUGGUCAGCUCGCCGCGUCACGCCGCACCACUCAUUGACUUUGUUAAUGAUCAGAAGAAGGGAGGUUUGUUUGUGAUCGGUCACGUGAGAGUUGGGGAGCUAGACGGAAGCGGAGACCCCCUGGCUGAGGAACACAAGUACUGGCUCAAGCUGAUUGACCAUUUGAAGGUGAAAGCGUUCGUGGAGCUGUGCCUGGCGCGGUGCGUGCGGGAGGGCGCGGCGCAGCUCACGCGGCUGGCGGGGCUCGGCGCCAUGAAGCCCGACACCGUGCUGCUCGGCUUCCGAGACGACCAUCCUCACACUGACUUCUUCAGAGAUCCUCAGUCACCAUACAAGACAUGCGAGUUUGAACUGGAGGGGGGCGAGCAGGUGUUCCCCUGGAGGGGGGUUCAGACACGACCCUCAGCUGCGGAGUACGUACGUAUUGUACGUGACGUGCUCUGCGUCGGCAAGAAUGUGUGUCUCUGCAGACACUUUCAUAUGCUGGAUAUGGCUGCGGUAGAACGGAGGUCAGGCCACUUGAAAUACAUAGAUGUGUGGCUUGUGGAGCCCUGGCGUGCCUCCUGUGAGGACGCGUUCACAGUACGAGCGUUGUUCGCGCUACAACUGGCGGCUGUAGUGCGCUCAGCACGCGGCUGGCAACAUCUACGUCUGCGUGUACACCAUGCACCACCCACCACAGGUGUGAUGGUUGCAGAGGGCGGUGUGUCAUGGUGCGCCUCCCCCGCAGCAGCCCCCGGCCUGCCCGCACAAGCUGCUCCAGGCAGACCUGUACACGACCGGCUAGAACAACUCCUCACUUUGUUGAGGAUCGAUGCUUCUAUACAUUGCGCAUCCGACUGGCCAGCACUGGAAGAGUCAGGUCGCUGGCAGGACAGUAGUGAUGAGAACAGUGUACUCAACAGGAUACCUAUGAACUACUUGAAUAAGUAAGUUACAUAUCAAACCAG
This is a messenger RNA of Papilio xuthus (Asian swallowtail), 2671 nucleotides long. RefSeq names its product solute carrier family 12 member 9. Gene Ontology annotation, molecular function: potassium:chloride symporter activity. Lineage: Eukaryota; Metazoa; Arthropoda; Insecta; Lepidoptera; Papilionidae. The record is from RefSeq and is a predicted model, not a curated record. The transcript is spliced from 19 exons. Gene Ontology annotation, cellular component: membrane. Bases 57 to 2654 code for a protein of 865 amino acids. Gene Ontology annotation, biological process: cell volume homeostasis; potassium ion homeostasis; chloride transmembrane transport.